AUGGCGUAUCAAUCUCCGCGACAUUCACAAGGCUUCUAUCAAUACGACGCAUCAACGCCUCCGCCGCCUCCGCCGAAGCCAAGCGGAACUUCAACACCAGCAACAGGCCCACCAUUGCCCCCACCACCACAGUCUUACAGUGACCAGCAGCAACAACAGCAAAACUCCGCGUACAAUGCCUCUGAACCAGAUCGGCUAGCCGUCCAGCCACCAGAAGACGGAUGGCUUCCCGUAGUGUUACGAGACAAAACAACUAAAGACCUCCAUCACGUGCUCCAAACACCAGGCCUGCAAAACGCAAUCAUACAUAGCCCCGAAACAGCACAUCCUUCAUUAGCAGCAUCAACAGCCCCUCUCCAAGCCUUACUAGCCCAAAAUGUCUCCCUAGCUGAAUCCCUGAAACAGCUGGAAUCGCACGUCCAACAUCAACGCGAUAGUACCCAAUCACGCUUACUCGCUCUGCGCGCCCUCGAGCGCCAGUGGCGCGACAAGCAAACGGAGCAAGAUGAGGCGUUGAAAGAAUUUAGUCCACCUGCGCUGUAUCAGCGCCUGAGCGCCGCGGUCGGCGAGCAAGAGGCGCUGUGUCGCGGGCUGGAGGAGAGCUUUCUCGAGGGCGAGGAAACGGGUGGAGGAGAUGCCGUUGCGAGUGAGCGCGAGGUAGCGGAGUUUGUGAGGAGGUUGAGAGAGGGCAGGAAAGUGGCGUAUCUGCGGGCAGAGAGGAAGGAGAGGUGGGACGAGGGGAGGGUAGGUGGGUGGAGGUGAAGUAGACGAUUAUCUUCUUUCACGUCGCCGGAGAUUCCUACUUGUAAUCUCACUAUGAGGCCAUUCCUUCAACGAAUCCAGUACACCCUGAGUACGUGCUGGCGACAACCCCA
Parastagonospora nodorum SN15 is the source of this 875-nucleotide messenger RNA. RefSeq lists its product as hypothetical. The transcript is spliced from 2 exons. NCBI's taxonomy places the organism in Eukaryota, Fungi, Ascomycota, Dothideomycetes, Pleosporales, Phaeosphaeriaceae. Gene Ontology annotation, cellular component: ESCRT I complex. Gene Ontology annotation, biological process: protein targeting to vacuole; ubiquitin-dependent protein catabolic process via the multivesicular body sorting pathway; protein targeting to membrane. Bases 1 to 762 code for a protein of 253 amino acids. The record is from RefSeq and is a predicted model, not a curated record.